AUGUUUGAAGACGCCAAUCACAUUCGUGAACAAUUGGACAAUUUGGACAGUGAAGAACGAGCGCUCCAACGUCUCUAUAUACAACUCACAGGUUUGAAGCGAGCCGUAGAAUUGGAGUCGAUGCGCCUGAAUGCUCUGAAAAUUUCACUGCUCUCCUCGCAACGUGCCUCCGAAACGAGCAACUCACCAUCCGAAUUUGUUUUGAACAAAACGUUCGAUACUUAG
Molecule: messenger RNA, 225 nt
Organism: Gongylonema pulchrum
Lineage: Eukaryota; Metazoa; Nematoda; Chromadorea; Rhabditida; Gongylonematidae
Source: the annotation of a GenBank genome assembly